UUGCCUUUUCCUUUUAGGCUGUGCCGGUACGACUGAAAGUCAAUGAUCCCUGCGGGUGCCGAGUCGUGAUAGCUGGUGGUUUCCAACGGUGUAGCUACGGCAUGCUUAUUCGCCAUUGCAGCAUUGUCUUUCUCUCACUCGAUUCUUCCACACACGUACACGAGUUGACGUCUCGUGAAAGGUGUAUAUUCUCACCAUAAACCCCGUAACCCCCUACGACGGAAUGUCCACCUUGCGACGUACGCCAUCCGGCCACACGCAUCGACGCAAGCUGUCACGGAAUGUCGACAACGAUACCGAUUUGGCGGUCGCUGCUUCGUUGACCAACGCAACGACUCCAAUCCAUCAGCCAUCGCCGUCGCGAUUGUCUCUGCCUUCGUCGCCUUUGAUCCUGAAUUCCACCGCAAUGAGUGACAUGGCGUUGCCCUUUCUAGACACUGACAGCCAGGAGAGUAAGAGUGCGUCGACCUCCCGUGGCGGCCCUCGGUGCGGCGCACUGGUUGUUUGGCUCGGGCGUGUACGGGCUCUGCCCCGCAUCGGACGGGAACGACUACGCUCGGUGCCACCACGGUACCGCUGGGCCGUUUUCGUGUUCUGGGUCCUCUGGAAGGUUGUGGUCUUUUGCCUGGUUGUGUAUCUCGUCCAUCCCAGUGAAAAGGGUGUUGCUCGACCGCAGAGGCUACUCUACACGGUCACGUCCUGGCACGAUACCGGAUUCCCUCGGACCACAAACGGUACGGCGUUCGCUACCGAUACAGACGCUGCACCGUCGUUCGACCGAUUUCGACACCGUGUCGUACCCCUGCUUGUUGCCAACGUCCAGUCGUUGACGAUUAUAAAGGAUUGGGACGUGCACGUUGUCUUGAUCACAGCCUAUCCAAUAUCGCCAUCGCAACGCUCCUUCCUUUCGGAAUGGAUACCCCCACACGUGCGUUGGACCGUGUGGGACGGGGCCUGUCCACUCGGGUACUCCCAUGACGACGACCGAACAUUGCGGGAAAACUGUCAUGCCCUGGCUCGGCAACACCGUUACGUGAUCAAAGAUCAAUUGUUACAGCACGACGUCUUUAUUGCUCUCGACGAUACCGUACGGGUCACCGCUCGACACGUGCAACAGUACCUCCGGCUUUCACACGAGUUGGAGGAUUGGCGCAGCGCCGUAUCGGGACCAGUUCUCGGUACCGACGGGGCGGUGACGACGACGGUGCUAUCAAAGCAUCAACUGGAUCGUUUGGCACCCGUCGUGAUACCCGUUCAAAAGCGUGGGAACGAAAGUCGUGGAAUGCCACGAUUGAGGGCAUCCAGUGAUGUCGAACCGUGCUGCAACCAUGGGAAUUGGGAUCCUGGCGACGAGUUAACUUCUUCGCGAGAUUACGUUUUCCAACAGAGCAAUCUCUUCCAACCGUCGACGUUGCAUCGUUUGAGGCCGGCAGUAGAUCCACCUCACAAUACGACGACCGCGUCGGAGGGUAUAUUUGUACUGUCGAACAUGGACACACCCCGUUUAGAAUUCAUGCGGUUGUCUCCAUUUCCUUCGGAACCCACACUCCAACUUGUUCGCUGGGACGGUGAUCUCUGUUUGGGUCCACUGCUGCCACCGUGGGGCGAAACCACAUUCCCGAAGGAUGGCUUUUCGUUGAAUGCGGAAUACUGGUUGGGCGGUUUUCAAACUUUGGCGAAAAUAGAUUGCCCAUGGCAGCGACUUGUCGAUUUUGGACACAUCGUCGAUCAUCUCUGGUACCAGAUUGAGUCGGGCUACGACCGCGGCCAUUGGACUGCCGUAGCGGAUUUGGUUCGCACCUGGAAGCACGUGCUGUAA
Messenger RNA from Phaeodactylum tricornutum CCAP 1055/1, 1819 nucleotides. RefSeq lists its product with no specific name. The transcript has 2 exons. The record is from RefSeq and is a predicted model, not a curated record. Bases 224 to 1819 code for a protein of 531 amino acids. NCBI's taxonomy places the organism in Eukaryota, Bacillariophyta, Bacillariophyceae, Surirellales, Neidiaceae.